CUAAUUAUAAUUCAAUCCACCAACCACAACAACUGCAAACCUAAAAAAAUAAUUCAAUCUCAACAAAUUUCAAUUGAUCUGUAAAAAAAUAUUGUUUAACCGAUUCUCAUACGUAUUUAUUCUAUGCAUUGAAAAAGUUUAUUUGUUUGGUUUAACUGUGUAAUAUAUUAUUCAUAAUUUGUGUUAAAUAGUGUAAAUUUUUGUAAAAAAAAGAGGAAAAAAAACCCGCAAACAAAAUCAAACAUGCAGAUAAUUUUUUUGAGUGUUUAAAAAAAAAUUAAAGAGAAUACGACGAAUGUAAUUAAAUCUCUUGAAUCGCUGUAAAUCAAUAUUAAAUAUUAAGAAAGAGCAAAGUGUGGUUUCUAUGCAUGUUUAAACAACAACACAUUCAACUACGAUAAACAACAAGAGAAAAUUGUGUAUAAAAACCAAAGCAACAAUAAUAUAAACGGAUUUAGAUUUGUGCAUAAUUUUCAACGUAAUUGCACCACUGUGCACUGUGACGUGCUCGUAAUUAUUUUAAACUGUAACCGUAACGUAAGCGCGACGUAAUCCGUAACGUAUCGUCGUCAGUUGCUUUUAAACUGUUAUACUCGUCCCGUGCCGUCGAAAAUUCGUUUCGUUUUUCGCCGUUUAUUUCUAUUGUUUUUUUUUUUUUUUUGCAAUACGCGCCAAUUGAUCAGCUGAGUAGCAAAAAGCCGCCAAAAUUGAGCUGUUAAGCGCGCCCACGAUCUCGAUAUCGACGGUAGCGCCACCAACGUCGCCAUCGCCGCAGCAUCACCUGCAACAGCAUCAGCAUCAGCAGCAGCAUCAGCAGCAGCAUCAACAGGCUCCAUAUCCUCAGCAGCAACAUUACGGACCACCGCCUCUGCCGCCACCGCCCUCGCCAUACUUUCAACAUUUGCAACAACAACAGCAGCAACAACAACAGCAGCAGCAGCAACAACAGCAGUUACAACACAUGAAGUUUCUGGGCGGCAAUGAUGAUCGCAACGGACGCGGCGGCGUCGGCGUUGGCAGUGACGCCAUCGUUGUAGGUGGCGGGACGCGUAGUGGCAACAAUGUUGUUGCCUCCUCGCAGGAUGUGGAUGCAGCAAGCGCAGCAGCAGCCGCCGCUGCCGUUGGCUAUGUAUUCCAGCAGCGUCCAUCUCCGGGUGCCGGUGUCGGUGGCGUUGGACCCGUUGGCUCCACACUUCAUGACGCCGCAGCAGCUGAAUAUGCCGCACACUUUGCCCAGAAGCAGCAGCAGACACGCUGGGCCUGCGGCGACGAACACGGCAUCGAUAAUCCGGAUAAAUGGAAAUACAAUCCGCCAAUGAAUCCUGCUAAUGCAGCACCUGGAGCACCGCCUGGCAAUGGCAACAACGGCGGACCUGGAGCAAUUGGCACCAUUGGCAUGGGCGCCGGCAGCGGUCUCGGCGGCAUGGGCAAUGUUGGAACAGGCAGCGGCACCAACGGCGGACUGCAUCAUCCAUCGAUGGCAGCUGCCGCAGCCAAUAUGGCGGCCAUGCAACAGGCGGCCGCUGUGGCUAAACACAAUCACAUGAUGUCACAGGCAGCCGCCGCAGUUGUUGCCCAGCAGCAGCAGCAGCAGCAUUCCCAGCAACAAAAUGCCCAAGGACCGCCGCAACAUCUUAUGGGUGGUGGCAAUGGAUUGGGUAAUGGCAAUGGUCUGGGCGGCUUGAGCCAGCAGCAUCCCAGCCAGCAGCAGCAGCAACAACAGCAGCAUCAAAAUCAGCAACAGGCGCAACAGCAGCAGCAGCAACAGCAACAACAACAAGGCCAAGGUCAGACACAUCCCGGCCAGCAUCAGUACAAUUCGAAUCUGCUUAGUCAUGUUAUGAACAACCAAGUGGCCGCUGCUGUUGCCGCCGGUGCUGCUUUGGGCCACAUGCCACCGUAUGCACAGUCAGCUGCAACAAACAACAUGUACGAUCACCAUUCAGGUGCAAUGCAUCCAGGAAUGAAUGGUGGCAUGCCAAAGCCACCGCCACCAUUGGGACCGCCCGGCGGACCACAGGAUUUUGUCUAUAUGGGCGGACAGCCACACGCCGCCGCUGCCGUGAUGGGAGCAGCUCUAAUGCCGCCACAGAAUCAAUAUAUGAACAACUCAGCAGCAGCUGCAGCCGCUGCCGCUGCCGCCGCCAAUCGGAAUGCAGCGAUUACAACAUCGACUGCCAAGAAAUUGUGGGAGAAAUCUGAUGGCAAAAGUGGCGCAUCUAGUACACCAGGCGGUACAUUGUAUCCUAUGCAAAUACCUGGCGUUGGUGAUCAUUCGUCAGUGUGGAAGGAUCAUACCUGGUCCACACAGGGUGAGAAUAUAUUGGCACCGCCCAGGCCACGAGGGUUUCCACAUGGCGGGGCCUCCGAUACGUCAAACAGCAACAAUGCGGGCAUCUUAAGUCCCCGUGACUCGACUUGCGUUAAGAAUUGCGUUGAAUAUGUUUUGAGCAGCUCACCCACCAACAAGGAAAGUCCACUAUCUGGCUUGGAGCCGCGUCUGCGUAACUUGAAGUUUGACGAUAAUGAUAAGUCACAUGAUGAUAAGGAAAAGGCAAAUUCUCCGUUUGACACAAAUGGCUUAAAGAAGGACGACCAGGUCACAAAUACAAAUGGUGUUGUUGUCAAUGGCAUUGACGAUGACAAGGGAUUCAAUCGCACUCCCGGUUCCCGUCAACCGUCGCCCGCUGAAGAGACCUUGCCACGCCCACCAACAAUAUUGGACCCAUCACAACAUGGCGGCUUCCCACAAAUGCCCCACUUCAAUCACAUGCUCAUGGAUCACGGACAGGGUCAUGGUAUGGGAGGUGCCAGUUCUUUGGGCGGUAAUAAUUCGGGUGGCGCCGCUGCCGCCUAUGCGCAUCAACAGAUGGCAGCGCAGAUGAGUCAAUUGCAACAACCGAUGUUAAAUGGAGUUGGUGCUGGAAUGCCAAUGGCGGCACAGUCACCGAUGUUGAAUCAUCAGGCUUCAGUUGGACCCAAUCAUAUGGAAUCUCCAGGCAAUCUAUUGCAGCAACAGCAGCAAAAUUUUGAUGUACAGCUUUCAGGGACAUACGCUUCAUGCGCCGCGUGUGAAAACUUUGUUCAUUUUGCUGUGAAAAACUGA
Drosophila innubila is the source of this 3106-nucleotide messenger RNA. Its product is annotated as maternal protein pumilio-like. Bases 962 to 3106 code for a protein of 714 amino acids. The record is from RefSeq and is a predicted model, not a curated record. Lineage: Eukaryota; Metazoa; Arthropoda; Insecta; Diptera; Drosophilidae. The transcript is spliced from 8 exons.